CCUACAUGGAAAUAUACUUCAUUAGUUGAUGAAGGGAAUGCCAAUAAACAUAAGUGCAUAUUUUGUAACAAGAUCACAAAUGACGGCAUAUCCCGACAAAAAAGAGCAUCUAAUCGGGACGGAUAGAAAACGCAAAAAUGUGAGUCUUUGUCAAAAAGUCCCUCCCGAUGUGGUUGAAGAGCUAAAAGAUUAUGAAGAAAGACAAAAGAUGGCUAAAAGACAACAAGCUAUAGAUGAAUAUCUCCCCGAACUUGGAGAUGAGAACAUGGUGGAAAUUGAUGAUGAGGAGGAUGAAGAUGAACAAGUACAAGAACAUAGAGAUAGAGGAAAAGGCUCGGCGGUUCCUAGGUCAUCUUCAGUAACGGCAAGAGGAAGAGGGAGUGUUGGCAUGCACAGUGCGGGAUCUUCCACAGGCCCAAAGAGGAAGGGGCCGAUGGAUGCAUUUCUUACAUUCGAUCCCGCUCUUGAGGUCGCCAAGGAUGAAAGAAGGCGCAAGUUGAGACAAUCGUGUAUUGAAGAAAGCCUCAACAAAGAUGCAGUGGCUAAAGUGCAUCAAGACAUAUCUCGGUGGUGGUAUCAAGCCAACAUUCCCUUUAAUGCCGCUCGUCUUAGAUCUUUCAAAAUCAUGUUAAAGUCCGUGGGGGCUUUUGGGCCUAACUUGCCUCCUCCGACAUUACACCAUUUGAGAGAGCCUUUGCUUAGGAAGGAGAAAAAAUACACUGAUGAUCUGAUACAACCUCAUAAAGAGGUGUGGGCUACGAAAGGUUGUUCUUUCAUGUCAGAUGGUUGGAGUGACAGAAAGGGGAGAACAUUGAUCAAUUUUCUUGUGAACUCUCCUCGUGGUACGGUGUUUCUUUCAUCUAUUGAUGCGUCUGAUGAGAUCAAGACGGGUGACAGAAUGUUUGAGAUACUUAGUGAGCAGAUUAAGCUCAUAGGACCUCAGAAUGUUGUUCAGAUCGUCACGAAUAACCAUUCUAGUCUCAAAUAUGCAGGAGCGGAAUUGGAAAAAGAGUAUCCUCAUUUAUAUUGGACUCCUUGUGCUGCUCAUUGUAUUAAUCUCAUGCUCAAGGAUAUUGGUAAACUACCAUCUGUGAAGCUAACCUUGAGUCGAGCUAUGGAGUUGACUGGAUUCAUCUACUCACAUGCGUGGGUUUUGAAGCUGAUGAGAGGUCAAACUAAUGGCAGAGAGCUUCUUAGACCAGCGGUGACACGAUUUGCCACAUCAUUUAUGACUUUGUCAAGCAUCCAUCGACAGAAAAAUAACCUCAGAAAGAUGUUUAAUUUGGAGACAUGGAGGCAAAGUAAGUGGGCAAGAGAUUCAAAGGGCAAAUCAGCUGAAAGGAUAGUCCAUAUGCCAUCUUUCUGGAAUAACAUUGUUCGUAUUCUCAAGCUGACGGCUCCUCUUGUUGGUGUUCUGAAACUUGUUGAUGGUGACAAAAAGCCUGCUAUGGGAUACAUUUAUGAGGCGAUGGAUAGAGCUAAGGAGACUAUUGCUAAAACCUUUGGUGAUGAUCUUUCAAAAUAUUCUGAAGUAUUUGAUAUCAUUGAUAAGAGGUGGCAGGAUCAGCUUCAUCGGCCUUUGCAUGCUGCAGGAUAUUACCUUAAUCCUGCAUUUUUCUAUGACCAUCCAAACAUCCAAGGGGAUGACGAAGUGAUGAGAGGUCUUUAUCAAGUCAUUGAGAAGAUGGUGCCCACACAAGACCAAGACAAGGUUGAUAGGCAGUUGGAUAUAUACAGGCAUGCUGGGGGUCUUUUUGGUAUGGAGAUAGCUAAGAGAAAUAGAAAGAAGAAGUCUCCAGCUGAUUGGUGGGAGUCUUAUGGUGCAUCAGCACCAGAGUUGCAGAAGCUUGCUGUUAGAGUCCUCAGCCUUACUUGUAGCUCCUCCGGCUGUGAAAGAAAUUGGAGUACUUUUGAGCAAAUACACACCAAGAAGAGGAAUAAAUUGGAUCAUAAGAGGCUACAAGAUCUAGUUUACUGCAAGUACAACCAAGCUUUAAAGGAGAGAUAUGACUGCAGAGAUUCUAUUGAUCCGAUUAAGUUGGCUGAUAUAGAUGAAAGCAAUGAAUGGUUGUUAGGGCAGUUCGGUGAAGGUGAGAAUGCAGAGAAUGACUUAGUGGAGGGCGAGGACAAUCUUACAUAUGGUGUCAUAGGAGAUGCGAUGGGAGCUGAAGAAGAUGAUUCUAUGUAUCUAAGAUCGACUAAUAGGUUUCGAGGGUCUUCGAGUGGUAUUGGUUCUUCGUCGAGGAGGAGGGAGCCAGUUUCUGAGUCAGAAGAUGAAGAGGAGUUUAAUGAUGAGGAGGAGACUGAAGAUGAGGAUAUACCCUUAGAAGGGGAUGAUGAUGAUGUUAAUGAGGAUGAUUAGAAUCAUUAGGCUAUUAUUUUGCUACUUAUUUACUUUGUUUAAUUAGAUUGCUUGUUUUGCUUUGAUGUUAGUGAACUUUGGAAGUGUUCUAGUUGCUUAGUUUUUUUGUUUUGAUGGACAUCUUGAUUUGCUUUAAUGAUUAAAACUUUAUCUUGUGAUCCGGUAGUAUAUAUUUUAUCUUGAGUCCUUGACAUUUUCAUGUGAAAUUUCACAAAUAUUUAUUUUUUUCAUGCAUCUUGUAUAGUUGUAUAUCUUCAAAAAUUUUAUGGUCUAGAGUGCGCCUCGCUUCGCUCGGGCGCGCGCAUCGCAUUGCGCCUUGCGCAUGUACGCGUAAACUGACUUUGCGCCCCGCAUUGCGCCUCGCGCAUUGAAAACACUGCUCUAUGUCAAUCCUAAGAAAUGUACUUUUCUUACACACCAAGUUAUUUUUCUAGGAUUUGUGGUCUCCUCUGAAGGAAUAUCCGCUGAUCCUGAGAAAGUUAGAGCUAUCAAAGAAUGGCUCGAACCCAAGAACAUCAGAGAUGUUCGAAGCUUUCACGGACUCGCUAUAUUUUAUCGUCGGUUAAUCAAAAGUUUCAGCACCAUCAUGGCCCCUAUUACCGAUUGCUUGGAGAAAUGUGAGUUCGAGUGGUCAAGAGCUGCUACCAAGGCAUUUGUAGAGAUCAAGCAAAGAAUGUCGUAGGCACCUGUUAUGCGCAUGCCUGAUUUUUCUAAGGUCUUCGAAAUUACGUGCGAUACCUCUGGUAUUUGUAUAGGUGGAGUUCUAUCUCAAGAAGGACAUCUUGUAGCUUACUUUAGUGAGAAGCUGAAUGAUACAAGGCAACGUUAUUCCACCUAUGAUAAAGAAUUUUAUGCGGUGAUACAAUCUCUUCGUCACUGGCGUAAUUAUCUGCUACCGAAAAAAU
Asparagus officinalis (garden asparagus) is the source of this 3267-nucleotide messenger RNA. RefSeq lists its product as uncharacterized. Lineage: Eukaryota; Viridiplantae; Streptophyta; Magnoliopsida; Asparagales; Asparagaceae. Gene Ontology annotation, molecular function: protein dimerization activity. The record is from RefSeq and is a predicted model, not a curated record. The transcript has 4 exons. The coding region runs from base 29 to 2362 and encodes 777 amino acids.